CAUCAGGUGACGCUGAGCUCACUGUCAGAGCAGCAAGCUUUGGCGCUUCAACGUCGUGCUCUGAACUUACUGAUAGAUACCCACGCCAGCUUUGUAGACGGCCUCAUAAACAUCUACCGGCUGAAUUCCCUGGACCCAGCCAUACUCGUACUCUACAUUAUGAAUUUGAUGUCUCUUCACUGCUACAAAGAGGCUGCAGUGCUUAGUGUAAAGCUGAAAUUACAGAAAGAUCUGAAUAUGGAGGAGAUGUGUGUACCACUGAUCUUGCAGAAUAAGUUGCCUUUGGCAGAGUCCUUCGUCACUGGCCACUAUCAUCUGGAACAACAGCUGGUCACACUGCUGGACUCCUGGUGCCACGCUUACUUCAGUGUGGACGAGAUAAGCAGGCGCUACCCUCGCCUCUCUCUGACCAAACACUGCAUGAGCCAGAUCCAGCCCAAAUUGCUCGCCAAACAUGUCUUCAGACUCAUGGUGAAAUUCAACAUCGACCAAGGACUGUGUCCCAAUGCUCGGCACAAGAGGAGACUGGACUCUUUACGUUUCCUCAUGUACAAAACAUUCGUGGAGAAAGGCAUGACGGAGGAGAUCUGGAGUGACCAUGUGCAG
This is a messenger RNA of Notothenia coriiceps (black rockcod), 606 nucleotides long. RefSeq names its product exonuclease mut-7 homolog. The transcript is spliced from 6 exons. The annotation marks the transcript as partial. NCBI's taxonomy places the organism in Eukaryota, Metazoa, Chordata, Actinopteri, Perciformes, Nototheniidae. The record is from RefSeq and is a predicted model, not a curated record.